Mus pahari (shrew mouse) is the source of this 3811-nucleotide messenger RNA. RefSeq names its product t-complex 11 like 1 (gene Tcp11l1). The record is from RefSeq and is a predicted model, not a curated record. Bases 193 to 1722 code for a protein of 509 amino acids. Gene Ontology annotation, biological process: signal transduction. The transcript has 10 exons. Lineage: Eukaryota; Metazoa; Chordata; Mammalia; Rodentia; Muridae.
AGAGAGGACGGCCAGCAGCUCGGCGGGCGGGUGGGCGAGCCAGGCGCCCCGGCGGGGGUCGAGGCCCAGGUGUCCAGCCCGGCGCGCAUCGCUCCCGCCCUUUCGCGUCGCGGGCCCCGCGGGACUCGCGGCCGGAGUGACCCUGGGUGGUCGCCGACGCCGCGGCAGGGAAGGAAACAGACUUAACUGAGGAUGUCUGAAAACCUUGACAAGCCCCACGUAGACGAAGCAGGAGAGGCAGAGUCGGCUGCCUCUGAGCGAGGCCCGGAAGGUGCUCUGGAGGGCUCAGAUGAAACCUUACAGAAAAAAGUGAAGUCGGACUCACCUAGUUCCCACAGAGUGGGAAGACCGCACUCCAGUCCCCCUCGGCUUGUCACUGUAGAGGAACUUCUAGAAACAGCGAAAGGAGUCACCAACAUGGCUCUGGCCCAUGAAAUUGUAGUAAAUGGAGACUUCCGGAUUAAUGCUGUUGAAUUAGCCGAAGGCAGCUUGGAGAAGAGAGUAAAGGAGAUUGUACAUAAAGCAUUCUGGGAUUGCUUGAGUGUCCAGUUAAGUGAAGACCCCCCAACAUAUGACCAUGCCAUCAAACUUGUCGGAGAGAUCAAAGAGACUCUGUUAUCUUUCCUGCUGCCUGGUCACACUAGACUAAGAAACCAGAUAACUGAAGUCUUGGAUCUGGAGCUGAUAAAACAAGAAGCGGAGAAUGGGGCCCUCGACAUUUCCAAGCUGGCAGAGUUCAUUAUUGGCAUGAUGGGGAUAUUGUGUGCACCUGCUCGAGAUGAGGAAGUUAAAAAACUAAAGGGCAUUAAGGAAAUAGUGCCUCUCUUCAGGGCAAUAUUUUCUGUGCUGGACCUAAUGAAAGUUGACAUGGCCAACUUUGCCAUCAGUAGCAUUCGGCCACACCUCAUGCAGCAGUCAGUGGAGUAUGAGAGGAGGAAGUUUCAGGAAGUGCUGGAGAAACAGCCGAACUCCCUGGACUUUGUCACACAGUGGCUGGAAGAGGCCACAAAUGACCUUUUGACUCAGAAGUACAGACAUGCCCUGCCAGCUGGGGGAGGCGCUGCUGGCUCUGGGGAUGCCCCACUGCUGACCCCUGUUUCUGUCCAGAAUCACGCCUACCUGAAGCUUCUGAAAUGGGACCACUUCCAGAGACCUUUCCCUGAGACCGUUUUGAUGGACCAGUCUCGCUUCCAAGAGCUCCAGCUCCAGCUGGAGCCACUGGCCAUCCUGGGGGCUGUGCUGCUGGUCACAUUCAGUACCGCUGCACCUGGAAUGUCUGGCCAUGCCGACUUUGCCGAGAAGCUCAAGAUGAUGGUGAAGACUCUGCUAACAGACAUGCAUCUGCCUUCCUUCCAUCUGGAGGAUGCCCUGACUUCCAUUGGAGAGAAGGUGUGCCUGGAGGUGAACAGCUGCCUCUCCCUGUGUGGAUCCUCCCCAUUCUCCAUCGCUAAGGAGACUGUGCUCAAGGGCCAGAUUCAGGCCCUUGUCAGUCCCGACGACCCCAUUCGCAGGAUCAUGGAGUCCCGCAUUUUGACCUUCUUGGAGACAUACCUUGCCUCUGGUCAUCAGAAGUCCUUGCCUACUGUGCCCGGGGGAUUGGGUCCCAUUCAGAAAGAGCUGGAAGAAGUUGCUGUGAAAUUUGUGCGCCUGGUCAACUAUAACAAGAUGGUGUUCUGUCCUUACUACGAUGCAAUCCUUAGUAAGCUCCUCCUCCGCUCCUGAGGCGCGCAGCUGCCACAGCAGCUCUCAUCAUCUCAGACCCCGCUCUCGCAGUGCCGUGCUGAGCUGUGGAGAAUGGUGGCAUGCGGUACAUUCCUGUUUAAUAGCACUGGUUCCAUGGGACUGAAGGAUGCACUGGAUUCUGUCUUGAGGACCGUAUGUAUGAGUGCAAGUUUACAAACCUAAGGAGCUUUGGUUCUCUUGAGUCUGUAGGAGCUCAGAGCCUUCAACAGUUGGCUGCCUCGGUCUCUGCUCCUGCUUCCUCAGGUUGGAGGAGCCGCUUCUCCCGAGAAACCUGAGACAGUUGUCUCUCAAAGGUCAUUCUUUCUCAGAUGCUCUGUGCUGGCAGUCAUAAGCCAAGAUUUGUCCUCUGUCCCGUUUACAGCCUCCCUCCCACUACUCUUCUUGUGGGUGCUUUUUGACAGGGCUGUCUAUAGCCUUACAGUGUCCGAACCGGCUCCUUCCCACUCUAUCCAUUUACUGCUUCUUGGGUCUGGCCUAACAGUAUUCCAGAGCCCUUUGGUCUACAGCAGAGUUACUUAAUAAUUUAUUUUCUAUUGUUAUUGAAACAGCAUCUCUAUAUGUACUCCCCUGGCUGGAAUGGAACUUGCUCAUGUAAAACAGGCUGUCCCAGACUUCCAGCAAUCCUCCUGCCUCUGCCUUACAAAUGCUAGGGUUACAGGCCUCUGCCACCAAACCCAAUGGAUAGAACUUGAUUUUUAAAAGCUUGUUUUGUUGGCUUGUAUGUAGUACAGUGGCCAGUGAUCGCCUAGCCUGCAUGAGGCCCUGGGAUUGAUCUCUCCCAUCUAACAACAAAGGAUGUACACACACACACACACACACACACACACACACACACACACACCUGUAUUGAGAAGCCAUAAGCCCCUGGAGCUUCAGUUUUAAAAGGUAGAAUUGUUUGUGCCCAGGAACUCAGAAGCAGCUUAGGAACCAGAGAUUCCAACUUAAACUCAGGUGUGGUGGUGCACACCUUUAGUCCCAAUACUUGGAAGGCAGAGGGACGUGGAUCUCUGAGUUCUAGACCAGUUUGAUCAAUAGAAUGGGGAGUUCCAGGACAGCUAGGGAUACACAGAGAAACCCCGUCUCACAAAACAAAACAGAAAUACUGUUCUUUCUACAGAAGUACUCCUGAGCCUUGACUGUGGCAGUUAAAGCUGAUGAAGCCAGGCACGGUAACAUGCUAUAGCUGGUCUUUGCAACUUUGUGGGUUAUUCUAUUUCCCGCCCUCUAUCCUCCCCCUCGCUUCUCUCAUAACACUAGAUAGGAGAGAAAUAAGGAUGGGGGGUGUCCCUGAAUUUAAUCUUUCUUUUGACUGUGGCUACUAACAGACCACAACCAUUCUCCAUCUUCCUUUAAUGACCAGCAACCACCCACCCUGCUUCUUGGUGCCCCAGUGUUUAUAUAACUUCUGAAAAGUUCCCAGAAUUCCAGACACCAUGGUUAUAGGAACUUAACUUUCGUGAGACAACUUUCCAGUUAUUAGAAACUGGGUUUAAACCUUUUGAAGUGGCUGUUCUGAGUGCCAAGAUUUUUGUGAAAUGAGGGUUACAUCAGCUCCUGUAUCCACCAAACCUUCUAUUUCAAUAUCAUUUACUUGCCAUUUUAAUUUUGGCUUCUGGUCAUUAGUAACUGUUUGCCAGAACAUAUUUUCCAGGCCUUUCAAGCCCUCCUGUUCAUUCUACUGGAAUGGCUUUGCCUUUGAUGUAGGGAAAUUAACUGCUGAGCAGUCCUGUCACCUGUGUUAAGCUGCAUGUCUUUUCACAUAGGCCAUAAUUUUAACUUCUCUUUUGAAAUCUGAUCAAUAACUCCUGGAUACACAAUGAAUCUUUGGGAGGUCAUUUCUGCUGCAGAGCCUUGAGCCAGACCCGAAAGCCCUUGCCCAACUGAAUCACCUUGAAUAUCUCUUUUGGAUCUGCAUUUCUGAACCCAGCGGCAGCUUUUGCCACUUUGCUUAUACACCCUGGGACGCAUAGGCCUUCUGCUUGAGAUUUAAGAAAGCCAUUGCCAGCCGGGCGUGCUGGCGCAUGCCUUUAAUCCCAGCACUCAGGCUGAGUGGCACUCAGCACAAGAG